AUGGCUUCUGCUACAAAUGCAAAUGGUUCUACAGACGCUUCCACAUCUGUGAAUCCAUCUUAUUCUUCACAAGACUCUCCAAUGGAUGACCCUCUGUUCUUGCAUCACGUAGAGAAUCCAAGUCUGGUUCUUGUCACACAACCAUUGAUAGGUAGAGAAAAUUAUGUAGCUUGGGCUCGUGCAGUGAGAAAAGCUUUACUCACUAAGAAUAAAUUAGGGUUCAUUGAUGGGACUUUGACUCUCUCAUCACCAUUGGUGUCAACUCCUUCGAAUGUGCAAGCUUGGAUAAGGUGUGACAACAUGGUUAGCACAUGGCUAACCAAUUCAGUUUCACCAAAGCUCCAAGCACGCAUCAUUUAUGAUGACACUACCUUAGAAAUCUGGAAUGACUUGAAGAAUCGUUCUGCUCAGACCAAUGGACCUAGAGUUUUCAAUCUUCAAAAGGACAUAGUAGAGUUUCAUCAAGGUGAGAUGUCUGUCACUGACUUCUUUACUCAGUUGAAGGUGUUUUGGGAUCAAUUGCAGAACCUUAGUCCAUUUCCUUCUUGUACUUGUGGAGAGACACAAAGAUCAGUGCCUAAUGCCUUUUUGGCUAAGGUUGAUUCCACUGCUUUAGCUGCUAAGUUGUCCAAUGAGCAUCUUGGUCCAACUCUUGGUAGUUCUAGUGGCAAAGGGAAGGAGAGACCAACUUGUACAUAUUGUGGCAAAACUUGUCAUAUAGUGGAUAAAUGCUAUAAAAAGCAUGGUUUUUCACCAGGCUUUAAGUUCAAGAACAAGCCCUCUAUGGCUCACCAACUUUUUGAUUUGUUUGGAGCUUCCACUUCAUCCCUUGCACCUUCUACUCCAGUUAAAGAUGCUUCAAUGGCUAAUGUAGCAUCAUCUUCUGCUUUUGCCAGUGCCCCGAUGUCAGUUGAUCUAUUAACUUCAAUUACUGCUACUAUACAAUCUUUGGUUCAGUUGCCUAAUGAGGAAUCAACUCAAGUCACUCACAUUGGCAUUGUUGUUCUUUCUUCUUCACUUACUUUCACUAAUGACCUUUUAUCAUGGAAAAUGAUUGGGGUGGGCAAGGCUGUUGAUGGCUUGUACUUGUUGCAAUGUGAUAGUCUCCAGCACAUUCCUCCUUCCUCACUUGUUGAUUACUUAAGCAAUCACAAGUUCAAUGCUUCUUUUCUUCCUUUCUCUGCAACAACUUCUACAAGUUUUGGACCUUAUUCCAUUCCUACUUUAGAUGGUUACAAAUAUUUCUUGACAAUUGUGGAUGAUGCAACCCAAGCCACUUGGCUAUUCAUAAUGAAAUCCAAAUCUGAUGUUAGGCCUUUGUUUCAAUCUUUUUAUACUAUGGUUGCCACACAGUUUAGUCAAAAUAUUAAGUCCAUUAGAAUUAACAAUGCCAAAGAAUUUGACAUGGAUGUAGUGUUUCAUGAGUCUGUUUUUCCUUAUGUUUCUUCUUCCAAUGGUUCUAUUUCUUCCAAUCCUUUACCUUUGCCUUGUGCUUCUCCUGUUCCUUCUUUGCAUGAUGAUCCUCUUCUGUCCAAGAAUAAUACUCUUAUUCUUACUCCUCAUUCCAUUAUUCAAGUUCAUCAUACUAUUGAUGAUGAUUUUCUUGAUGAAGUCCCAGAUGCACCUCCUGAUCCCAUUGCAAACCCUAUUCCUCUUAGAAGGUCUAAUAGGUCUGUUAAAAGACCUUCUUACUUGUAG
Quercus lobata is the source of this 1698-nucleotide messenger RNA. RefSeq lists its product as uncharacterized. Gene Ontology annotation, molecular function: nucleic acid binding. The record is from RefSeq and is a predicted model, not a curated record. The coding region runs from base 1 to 1698 and encodes 565 amino acids. The transcript has 7 exons. Lineage: Eukaryota; Viridiplantae; Streptophyta; Magnoliopsida; Fagales; Fagaceae.